AGGGUUAAUGUGAAAGUCGCUUCCUGGUUGGAGGCACAGGGCGUGUUACAGUCAAGAGGAAGCUGUCAAGCUUCAGUUUGAAAGCAGAAUCGGCUCUGUCACCUAUAACACCUCACUAGAGUGAAUGAGAAGCGGAUAAGGGACGAUAACGCCACUGCUCCGUUUCUGUCUUUAAUAUUGCGUAACGCGCGAUGCUGCUGAUAUAUGAGCAGCCAGCUGAUAUUUCACAGCUCACGGCAGCCUGAUGGAGGGGACGAUUGCGGAUCUGAAAACAUCUUAGCACCGCAGAUCAGACACGGAAGGGAUCGAAACUCUCCAGACAGUUUUCACCAGUGAUCUGCAGCUGGCCAUCGAAGAACGAGUUUUUUUGGCCUUUAAAAGAGUAAACCGAGAGGAUGGCAGGCCCGGAUUCAUCACAGCAGCAGGUUGAAGAGAAAGCCGAGCAGAUAGAUGACGCCGAGCUGGCGUUUCAGGGCAUCAAUAUGCUGCUCAACAAUGGCUUCAGAGAAAGCGACGAGCUCUUCCGGAGAUACCGGACCCACAGUCCGCUGAUGAGCUUCGGUGCCAGUUUCGUCAGCUUCUUGAACGCCAUGAUGACAUUCGAGGAGGAGAAGAUGCAGGUGGCCAGCGAUGAUCUGAAAACUACUGAAAAGCUUUGCGAGAGCGACAACGCCGGCGUCAUCGAGACCAUCCGCAACAAGAUCAAGAAGAGCAUGGACUCGCAGAGAGCAGGAGUGGAGAUUGUGGAUCGUCUUCAGAGACAGAUCAUCGUGGCUGACUGUCAGGUUUAUCUCGCCGUGCUGUCGUUCGUCAAACAGGAACUCUCAGCAUACAUCAAAGGAGGCUGGAUCCUCCGCAAGGCCUGGAAAAUGUACAACAAAUGCUACAGCGACAUCAGCCAGCUGCAGGAAGCCUGCCGCCGACGCUCCUCCGACCAGCAGGGGGCGCUGGCCUCCGAUCAGGCCAAUCACAACACCUCAGGCGAGAGCGGCGGCCGGGUAACAGAAGAGGUUCUGGACCGUCUGAAGGGUUCGGUCAGCUUCGGCUAUGGGCUCUUUCACUUGUGUAUUUCGAUGGUGCCUCCACACCUGCUCAAGAUCAUCAACCUGCUGGGCUUCCCUGGAGACCGUCAGCAAGGUCUCGACUCCUUAGCAUGUGCCAGCGAGAGCAAAGAUAUGAAGGCGCCACUCGCAACUUUGGCUCUUUUGUGGUAUCACACCGUGGUGCAGCCCUUCUUUGCUCUGGACGGCUCUGACUCGCAAGCCGGGCUCCUGGAAGCCAAAGCCAUUCUGCAGAAGAAGGCGAUUGUUUACCCAAACUCCUCUCUCUUCAUCUUCUUUAGGGGACGGGUGCAGAGAUUAGAGUGCCAAAUCAACAGUGCGCUGACGUCAUUUCAGGAUGCCCUGGAAUUUGCCUCAGACCAAAGAGAAAUCCAACACGUGUGCCUCUAUGAAAUCGGCUGGUGCAGCAUGAUCGAGAUGAACUUUGAAGACGCCUUCAGGUCGUUUGAGCGGCUGAAGAAUGAAUCCCGCUGGUCUCAGUGUUACUACGCUUACCUCACUGGAGUAUGUCAGGGGGCUUCUGGUGAUCUAGAGGGAGCCAAAGCUGUUUUCCAAGAUGUCCAGAGGCUUUUCAAACGCAAGAACAAUCAGAUCGAGCAGUUUGCACUGAAAAGAGCAGAGAUGCUGAGGAAAGUCUCCCUUACGCGAGAGCUGUGCAUUCUGGGUGUUGUGGAGGUGCUGUACUUAUGGAAAGCUCUUCUAAACUGCUCUUCCUCCAAACUCCAGCUUAUGAAUCAAGUGCUACAGGGGCUGGACGAGCAGUCAAGCCUGGGCCUAAAACACCUGCUGCUUGGGGCCAUUCAUAAAUGUCUUGGGAAUAUUAAAGACGCUGUUCAGUCGUUCCAGCUGGCGGUGCAGGAUGAAUACGGCCGUCAGACAAACAGCUAUGUGCAGCCCUAUUGCUGCUAUGAGAUGGGCUGUGUGUUACUGGCUAAACCAGAGACCCUGAGUAGAGGAAGAUCAUUGCUGCUUCAGGCCAAGGAGAACUACGCCGGGUACGACUUCGAGAACAGGCUGCACGUCCGCAUCCAUUCUGCCCUCGCCUCCAUAAAGGAAGUGGUCCCUCGCUGACCCGUCCGACCUCAGAAGAGCACCGUACUUUUGACCGCUCCUGUCCAGCACUUUUUGAAAUGAAAGCCAUUUGAAGUAAUCCAGCUCUUCUGGAGGGAGAAACUGAAAGUCAGCGGAUUUCAGGUGAUCGAGGACGAGUUGGCCGAUAUUUUUCAGCCUAGAAUUGAAAAGGUUCACUCUUCAUGUAGCUGUUGGUCCCAGUGAUGUAAUCUAAUUUUCACGUUCACAUUUACACCCACGUCAUAGUGCAGAUCCACAGAUUUUGUGUGUUCAGGAUUGAUCUGCAGAAGUGCAGGAAAACGUAACCCUCACAAACAAACACGAGAGUAGACCGACUGGUUAGAUCCUUUCCCAGAGCUUGUUAUAUCAUACAAAACACAUUAGCAUGGGAUAGAACUCUACAUUAGAUAACAUUAAUACCAAAAAAUGAAAAAUAUAUUGUGUAAACCUGUGUCAAAUCAAGUUUGUAUGCGUCUGGUGUAAUGGCGGACCGAUAUGAGACCGAUAUGGCCAUGCUAUGAUUUCACUUAAAUAAAUGUUUAACUACAUAAUUAGUCCAAUUUGCAUCAAAUCUGUGUUCAGUUAACGAUAUUGAAAUGUAUCCUUACUUAAUUAACUAUAGUAAUUAUUUUUAUGAUCCAGUAAAACUUAAUUUUAAAGUGUUCUUGUCCAUUUCUAUACUAAUUAGAGUAAAUUCAGAAAAUUCAGAAAAUUAUAAAUUAUGUACUUUUUUGGAGCAAGUUGUGUUAAUAUAUUUAAGAAAAUUACAUAUAAUAAUACUAAUGAAUUAACUAAUAGGAUUAUAACAUAAUUUAUGGAGCAAAGUUCUGUAAUUAUGUAUAAAAUUCAGAUUACCUGAAUGUGGAGCCAGUAGUAUUAGUAAUAUAUGUUUAAAUAAUAUAAAGAAAUGUUAAUAUUUCUAAAGAAAAUUAUUAUUUAUUAAUUUUAUAUUAUUAUGUAUACUAAUUAUUAUUAAUUAUACAUUUUUAUCAUUAUUAUUAUAUCAUUUUCAUAAAAUAUUACACUUUGUGUGUAUAUCGAUAGAUAGAAAAUCCCUUACAGGAUUACUGAACUUUGCUCCAUAAAUUAAAAAUAAAACAAUUCUAUAAAAUCUAAUAUUUGGAUGUCUUUCUUUCUAUUAAAAGUACCGCCUUUUCAUGUAGCUAAAAUGGUCAAAUAUUGGUUGUUGGAUCAGUCCGAUAUAUCGGUCUCUCAUUAUUCUACUUGAAGACGCUUUUGCAGGUUAAAACGCAUUCCAUUCAAGGUGGGCAGUUUUCAUUGUAUGUAUUGCAAGGUUUCAUUUUAACACUAAACCAUGUGUUCCCUUAGUAACCCUUACAAAUAAUUUUACGGAUAUAAAACAUAUUUCAUUAAAUCUGCUAUCUGUGUAUUAAGUUCGAGAACGGCAGCUUAGUUUUGCCGUAAGUUUCAUUCUCAUAUCCUCUGAUGGUCAGCAGAUUUUUUCUGAAGUGAAAACCAUGCACAACUACCUACUGGUCUUCCUCUGGGCCAGAGGAGGUAAUUUAAUUUCAGAACUAGUUUUUGAUGAGCCGUAAGUUGUAUUUGUUUUUUUGUGCCAGAUGUUCUGUAAUAUUUUUGGCCUAGGCUUAUUGUUUAUAGAUUUUAACACCACAUCAGUAUCUCUUUUUGAUGAUAUCUGAAUAACUUGUAUUGAUUUUAGUGGGUGUAUAUACUGUAAAAUUGUUGUGAAACUUUCACCACCUUAUUUUCUCGGCCUGUAGCUGUAACGUCUUUCCCACCGUUGAGCUUUAAUUCACUACUGUACGUGAUUUCCUCUGGUCUCUCUGUCAGUAACCCCAGAGGCUCAAAACAUGUCUUCACUGUGAAACGUGUCAAUAUUGGAUGUUCAGGGUAUUUAUACCUUGUGAGGACAAUAGAAUUAGGACAUUCCAAUAAUAAAAUAACGAAACUUGCCAUUAAACACUG
Molecule: messenger RNA, 4079 nt
Organism: Carassius auratus (goldfish)
Lineage: Eukaryota; Metazoa; Chordata; Actinopteri; Cypriniformes; Cyprinidae
Product: tetratricopeptide repeat protein 39C-like
Exons: 15
Coding region: 396-2132 (578 amino acids)
Biological process (GO): cilium assembly; otolith morphogenesis
Molecular function (GO): protein binding
Source: RefSeq, a predicted model, not a curated record